AUGUCUCUGGACGCUCGGACGGGAUGCUUCGACUCAUGCACGCAGGCCAGCAUCAGGCAGGCGUUGACGUGGCGUUUGCUUCGCAACCUGGUGCUGGGUCAGGUACUGGCGGUGCUGGUCUGCGGUACGGCCGUGUCGUCUCAGUAUUUAAGCUCCGCCUACCAGGUGGACGCGCCCAUGCUUCAGAGUGCCAUCCACUAUGCACUCCUCUGCCUCGCCUACACACCGGCGCUGUUCUGCACGAGAGGUCCGAGGAGUGUGUUCCAGAUGAGUCGUAAGCGAUGGCUUCAGUACUUUCUGCUGGGCCUAGUGGACGUGGAGGCAAACUACAGCGUGGUCAAAGCCUACCAAUACACGACACUCACCAGCAUACAGCUCUUGGACUGCUUUGUGAUCCCGGUGGUGAUGAUCCUGUCCUGGUGGUUCCUGAAAACGCGCUACCGUCCCGUCCACUAUGUGUCCGUCUGCAUCUGUUUGCUGGGCGUCAGCGCCAUGGUGGGGGCGGACCUAUUGGCGGGUCGAGACCAGGGCUCCACCUCCAACAUUCUACUGGGUGACGGCCUGGUGCUGCUCAGUGCUGCCCUCUACGGCCUGUCCAACGUAUGGCAGGAGUACACCGUCAAAAACCGAAGCCGUCUCGAGUUCCUGGGCAUGCUUGGGCUCUUUGGUUCCGUCAUAAGCGGCGUGCAAAUGAUGGCUCUGGAGUUUCAUCACGCUUCCGUCAUCCAGUGGAGCUGGCACGUGGCUGUGCUGUUUGGGGCCUUUGCAUGUUGCAUGUUCACCUUGUACAGCCUGAUGCCCGUCAUCAUAGAGGACAGCAACGCCGCCGCCAUCAACCUCUCCAUGCUGAGUGCUGACGUCUUCAGCAUCUUCUGCGGAAUCUUCAUCUUCCGUUACAACUUCUCAGGUUUGUACGUGGUGUCCCUGGUGGUCAUCUUUGUUGGCUUCAUCACCUUCAAUGCCAUACCCAUCGCACCCGCCACUUCUGACAACGGUGGCCAUGACAACGCGGCAGACGAGCCAACAAAAAGGGAAGUCGAAUUGGCAGAAGAGGAGAAGAGCAAGAGCAUUCACGUUGUUGACUGCACUUCAUUUUGAAACUUUUUUUCCAUAUCUGUUACACAGCUGUUUGAAAUGCUGACUUAAAACCCCGGUCUUUGUCUUUUAAUUGGCAAGACAAAUGGAAAACAAUUGGUCGAAAUCAGUUAAGUUUAUUAAUGAUUUCAUAAACAGAAAAUUGAAAUUUUACACUCAGCCUGAAAAUCGGACAAAAUUGUGUAAUUUGACCUUUAAAAAUGUGAUUAAAUAAAAAUAUGCAACUAAAACUUUGACAAGUUGUCCCAUACAAAUGACAAAUCCAUGCCCAAAGUAUUCAAUUAAAGGUUGCGAUAAAAAUGAUUAGAUAUUUAGAAUCUAAGGUGACUAAGGCAGCUUACUGCUCAUUAACAAUAACAUUAAAAGCCCACAAGUGGUACACAUACUAA
Syngnathus typhle (broad-nosed pipefish) is the source of this 1484-nucleotide messenger RNA. Its product is annotated as solute carrier family 35 member F2-like. Gene Ontology annotation, biological process: transmembrane transport. Gene Ontology annotation, molecular function: transmembrane transporter activity. The record is from RefSeq and is a predicted model, not a curated record. Bases 1 to 1098 code for a protein of 365 amino acids. The transcript has 8 exons. Lineage: Eukaryota; Metazoa; Chordata; Actinopteri; Syngnathiformes; Syngnathidae. Gene Ontology annotation, cellular component: membrane.